UCCAGAAGACGGACCUCCGUAUGAUAAUGGAAAUAGUCGCCCCAAGGAUUGAGAUCAGAUCAGCUGUUUUUGCCUCGUCAGGCUCUUCCGUCAGCUUCGAGUCGAGUUCCAGAAGCGGAAGGUAUCUUAUCGAUCUAGAAGGUGCGUUACCUAAGGCCGAAAAGUUGGCCCUCGCUUUCAGCGGCCCUGGAGGAGCAGGAGAGCUUGUUGUGAAGAUUACUCCUGGACGGAUGCUGCGGAAAAGGGGGUGGGAGAGAAUCGAGGUCAAGACAUGGAUUACCAAAAGUGAAAAUCAGGAUCUGGGUUACACCGCUUAUCAACUUCUAAAGGAAGCUCCUAGUGGAGGGAACAAGCAUUUCAUUAUCAUCUUCAGCAAUUUUGAUACAGCCAACUUCAUGUCGUUUAUUCCAGACGAUACUCCCCUGGGCAACUUAACGUUACCUGGCACUCAUCAAUCUUGCGCUUUGUAUGGCUUCCCUAUUUCACAAUGCCAGCAACCUAGUACACCAAUAGAGCAACAGCUGCUGGAUGGCGUACGUUUUCUGGAUGUUCGACUCCGGGUAGUCGACGAUCAGCUUUUGAUGUAUCAUGGUCCUCGCUCCCAACAAUCUUCCCUUCCCGUACUUUUAGAUGCUCUCCAAUCCUUCCUCUCCUCUCAUCUUACUGAGACCAUCAUCCUCUGUCUCAAGGAAGAGUCUCCUCCAUUUCAUCCAUCCUUUUCAGCUCUGGUAUACGCCGCUUUCGAAAACCGUCUAGAGAAAUUUUGGUUUCUAGAAGAGCGAAUACCCAAGCUUGGUGAAGUCAGAGGAAAAGGGAUGUUGAUGACGAGGUUCAAUCGGGAUAAAGAUACUGAAAAUCAAUGGCCUAAUGGGAUGGGUAUCCACCCUAGUAGAUGGCCGGAUUCGAGGAUUGGAGGAUUUGAUUGGAAUUGCGGGGAGACACAGGUCAGAACACAAGACUGGUACCGUGUCAAGACUUUUCUUCAAAUCCCACAAAAAUUUCAAGUAAUUGUCAGGUAUCUUGAGCCGACACUUCAGCCUUCCCCCGCAUAUAGCCCACCAUUCACCCUUUGCUACACUACAGCCUCUUAUUUUCCCCUGUCGCUGCCCACAAUCAUUGCUAAAGGUUUCGGUUGGCCUAAUUGGGGCCUAGGGAUUGAAGGUAUCAACGCUCGUAUGUGUAGAGUUCUACUUGAGUGGAUGGCAGAAGGUAAAAGGGUAAGAGGAUGUGUACCUAUGGACUUUUACAGACAGUGUGCUGGAAAGGAAGGCUUAGCAGCGCUGCUAGUUCAAAUGAAUUCUAUGGAAUGGUAGGUUACACGUAUAAUGU
This is a messenger RNA of Cryptococcus deneoformans JEC21, 1329 nucleotides long. RefSeq names its product expressed protein. Lineage: Eukaryota; Fungi; Basidiomycota; Tremellomycetes; Tremellales; Cryptococcaceae. Gene Ontology annotation, biological process: lipid metabolic process. Gene Ontology annotation, molecular function: phosphoric diester hydrolase activity. The transcript is spliced from 6 exons. The record is from RefSeq and is a predicted model, not a curated record. Bases 21 to 1313 code for a protein of 430 amino acids.